This is a messenger RNA of Saccostrea cuccullata (small rock oyster), 693 nucleotides long. Its product is annotated as heme-binding protein 2-like. The transcript has a single exon. Bases 1 to 354 code for a protein of 117 amino acids. Gene Ontology annotation, molecular function: heme binding. NCBI's taxonomy places the organism in Eukaryota, Metazoa, Mollusca, Bivalvia, Ostreida, Ostreidae. The record is from RefSeq and is a predicted model, not a curated record.
AUGAAGAUUGAUAUGACAGCACCAGUUUCAACCAAAGUAGAACCAGGUGCAGGUCCCAACUGUGAGAGCACUUUUACUGUGUCUUUUUUCAUCCCACCCGAACACCAAGAAAACCCCCCUCAGCCAAAAAACCCAAAUGUAUUCAUUGAGGAGAGACCUGAAUUUGAAGCCUACGUAAAAUCAUUUGGAGGAUUUGCUAAGGAGGAUUCAUGGAUAAACGAAGCUCAGAAAUUGUCAGAGGACUUGAAAGAGAAGACGAGUGAGAUUCGUCAGGAUUAUUGGUUCACGGCUGGUUAUAAUAGCCCAUUUCAACUGUUUGGUAGAACCAAUGAAAUAUGGUUUGUUAAAAAGUGAUCUAGUGACAAGGUAUGAAAGUUAGAAUUAAUAACUUGUGAAGCACAAGUGUAUCAGGGUUUAAUAAUUACCGAAGAAUGAGAACAACGAGGAAUUUAAUGAAAUUAGGAAGCAUCCAGUUUCAUGAUUAGAUUUGAAAUGUGCAUUGGAGUAGCAUUCCCUAUACAAUGUAGCAUUGCUAAGCACGUGUUUGUUUUCUUAUUAACAGUGCUUUGGAUUGAAAUCUCUGUAUCUCGUGCAACUUUUAAAGUUUUCAUUUUAAAAGAAUUCAUCUUUUUGAUAUGUAUAAGUACUUAUAUUCUCUUGAAGGUUGUUAUCUGUGAUAAAUCUUUCUUAUGU